AGGCAUUCUUUGGUGUCCCGUAUUUCAUUCAUUGGCUUUCCCUAAUUAUUGUCAAGUAGAAGCGGAUCCCUCGCCUCUCUCCACCGCCCGCCGCGCCGAGCACGCCUCCACCUCCCCCUUCCCCGAUCUAGAUCCGCCCGUCCCUCCGCCGCGGCUGCUACGCCACCCCUCUCCCUCCUCUCCGCUCCUCCUCCUCCUCCUAGGCGGCGUCGGGUGAUCCCUAAACCCAAUUCUUUCUUCUGCCGUCGAGCACGUUCGCGGAGUGGCCUGACACGCCCCUGGUGAAAUCACUAGGUAUAUGGGUUCCAAAUCGGUGGACCAAGUGCUUGAUGCCGCUGCCGCGGGGGUCCAUUACUCCGCACUCCGUUUGGACGAGCUCAACAUCCAAGGUUCCAUGUCCGCCGAGGAACAGCCGACGACGUCAGGCCUGGAGAAUGGCCACCAGGAGCCCUUUGUUAUUGGUGUUGCUGGGGGCGCGUCUUCAGGCAAAACUACCGUAUGCAAAAUGAUCAUCGACCAGCUGCGUGAUCAGCGCGUGGUUGUUGUUACACAGGAGUCCUUUUACUAUGGACUGACUGAUCAGGAGCUAAUCCAUGUUCAUGAUUAUAACUUUGAUCAUCCAGAUGCAUUCGAUACAGAGUUACUUCUCUCGUGCAUGAAAAACUUGAAGCGUGGCAAAGCUGUCGACAUUCCUAAUUACAACUUCAAGACAUACAAGAGUGUCCCGAAUGCAAGAAAGGUUAAUCCUUCGGAUGUCAUUAUUUUAGAAGGUAUUCUAGUUUUUCAUGAUUCCCGCCUCCGGGAUUUGAUGAAUAUGAAGAUCUUCGUUGAUACAGAUGCUGAUGUACGGUUAACAAGGAGGAUCCGUCGUGAUACUAUUGAGAAGGGUAGAGAUAUCAAAACUGUGUUAGAUCAGUACUCAAAGUUUGUUAAGCCUGCUUUUGAAGAUUUCAUCCUCCCAACGAAGAAAUACGCUGAUAUUAUCAUCCCACGAGGUGGAGAUAAUGAUGUGGCAAUUGACCUAAUUGUUCAGCAUAUACGGACUAAACUUGGACAACAUGAUCUUUGUAAAGUACACCCCAAUUUGUAUGUAAUUCAGACUACUUAUCAGAUACGAGGCAUGCACACAAUUAUAAGGGAUGCUGCCACAGCAACACAUGAUUUCAUAUUUUAUGCUGAUCGGCUGAUUCGAUUGGUUGUCGAGCAUGGUCUUGGUCAUCUUCCGUUCCAGGAAAAGCAAGUCAUCACUCCGACUGGAUCUGUUUACACUGGUGUGGAGUUCUCCAAAAGAUUGUGUGGUAUCUCAGUGAUUAGAAGUGGCGAAAGCAUGGAGAAUGCACUACGGGCUUGUUGUAAAGGUAUAAAGAUUGGGAAGAUUCUUAUUCAUAGGGAAGGAGACAAUGGGCAACAGCUCAUCUAUCAAAAUUUACCCAAAGAUAUUGCAAAUAGGCAUGUUCUGCUUUUGGACCCCAUACUGGGAACAGGAAAUUCAGCAGUUCAAGCCAUAUCUCUUCUAUUGAAGAAGGGUGUACAGGAAGCAAAUAUUAUAUUCCUCAAUCUUAUUUCAGCUCCCCAAGGAGUGCAUGUGGUGAGCAAGAGAUUCCCAAGAGUGAAGAUCGUGACAUCGGAGAUUGAGUUUGGUCUAAACGACGAUUUCCGUGUGAUCCCUGGAAUGGGUGAGUUUGGAGACAGAUACUUUGGGACAGACGAUUAUCAGUCAUCAACUCCUUUGUUCUGCGAUGAUAAAAAUCGUGUCAGGCUUUUGUGAGAGUUUUUUUCCCCAGACACAGCAAGCCCCAGCUGUGGCAUAAUCUCCAAAUUUUGAGAAACUUGUGUUCGCAUUUCAAAACUCUGGAAUGCCCAUAUUAUAAUCAAAUGUAUUGGUUACCGGUAUCUGUGUACCAUAGAACAUUACAGACUGAGGAUCUUGGGAUGUCUCAUCUCUUAAGCUAGCUUAAUACAAUUGGAGCCAUUCCAUUUUCCGGUGCCAUGGGAUGUCUCAUCUCUUAAGCAACCUCGUCUCGCCCAUUUUGGAACUAGAGAGGGUCUUGUUCAGCAGCCUCUACAGGGGAUGAUGGUUUUGCUUUAGUGUAAACUAGGAAAAGAUGUUCAUUGGAACUUGCAGCGCCGGGUUAACCUUCAACUCUGAUUUGUCUUGUGACCA
Messenger RNA from Panicum hallii, 2164 nucleotides. Its product is annotated as uridine kinase-like protein 3. The transcript has 16 exons. Gene Ontology annotation, molecular function: kinase activity; ATP binding. Lineage: Eukaryota; Viridiplantae; Streptophyta; Magnoliopsida; Poales; Poaceae. The record is from RefSeq and is a predicted model, not a curated record. The coding region runs from base 299 to 1768 and encodes 489 amino acids. Gene Ontology annotation, cellular component: cytoplasm.